Messenger RNA from Mya arenaria, 941 nucleotides. RefSeq lists its product as uncharacterized. The record is from RefSeq and is a predicted model, not a curated record. NCBI's taxonomy places the organism in Eukaryota, Metazoa, Mollusca, Bivalvia, Myida, Myidae. The coding region runs from base 7 to 405 and encodes 132 amino acids. The transcript is spliced from 3 exons.
CACACCAUGGAUUUUACCCCUCUUGCCAAGACAGAGUUCACAGAUUCCAGCUUCACCUAUUGUUCAUGUUCCGGAAACAGUUCAGGCAGCAAUGGAGAAAGAAUUACGAAUUCCAGUGGUCACAAACCAGGCAUCCAAGACAACCAGACAGAAAAAGAAGAAACCCAUUCAAAGGAAACCAAACAACCAAAAAAGGAGAAAAGUAAGAGUUUUCAUGGUACAGAAAACAAUGACAAUUCCAAUUGUGGACGAAAGGAAGAGGCAUUUCCUAUGGAAUAUAUUCUUAAGUGUCUUAGAACUGUUCAUACUGACCUUCUUCCAAAUUUUUGUUCUAGUUUUGUCAGUUUUGUUGAACAUGAUGUGUUAUUGGAUCUUAAUGAAAUAUAUUUAUGUGUUGAUAGCUGAAGUUAUAUUUACUCAUUUAGGACGAAGCCUUGCUUAUAGGCAUGUUGAACAAAUGCAAUUUUCAAUGUUAAUCUGCUUUGAUUUUAUCGGUAAAUCUCAUCUGUUGGGUAAGUAGUGUUAAAUUAUUGCCUUUUUUUGCACCACUGCAUUUGAACAAGCAAAUGCUAGAACUAGCAGAAAUGUGUCUUAGUUUAAAUAAUUAUGAUGCAAACAGUAUGAUGUCACAGUUGAGGUUAUUUUGGUGUAGAUUUUUAUGUUGCAAAUGUCUUAUCUUACUUUGAAUUUUAACUAAGGAGAAAAUUGAUUAUUGUUAAAUAUUUGUUUUCAACCAAAAGCUUGUGAAUAUACAGUUAUGAUAUUUGACUUCAGGAUUGGCAUCCGGCCAUUGUAAGUGCACAUUAACUUAAACUUAUGCCUUGGUCGUAAUUAAUUAGUUAAUAUUAUACAGUUAAAAUAUUCAAAUGAGCAAAGACCAUAACACAUAUAAUAAUUGAGUGAUUCCCAGUUUCAAUUGUAAAACGAAUUAUCAGCUGCGG